Messenger RNA from Phragmites australis (common reed), 1458 nucleotides. RefSeq lists its product as uncharacterized. The transcript is spliced from 3 exons. Lineage: Eukaryota; Viridiplantae; Streptophyta; Magnoliopsida; Poales; Poaceae. The record is from RefSeq and is a predicted model, not a curated record. The coding region runs from base 69 to 914 and encodes 281 amino acids.
UCCUUCCUUGUCUUUCGUCCCCAUCCUUCUCAGUCCCACCAUCGUCCCUGCCGGAGAGCAAGUAGGCAAUGCCGUGCUGUCAAUCGGUGCUCAGCGCCGCCGUCGCCGCCGCUCGCAGCACGCCGUCAUGGCUGCACCGGCUGCACGCCAAAGAGGGCCUCUCCUUCCCCUCCCACCUCAACAUCGACGACCUCCUCUACGGGGCCCCACCCCAGUCUCCCCUGACCCUGCCCCCGCCUCCGCCGCUUCUUUCCUCCAAUCACCCCACCAACCCCGCCGUCGUCAAGGAGCAGCCUCCCAAGGCCGCUAAGCCCAAGCAGCAGCGACCGCCGCGCAAUCCUUCGCGACCAAACCCUAGCUCCAACAAUUCCCCGCAGCUGCAGCUCAGCGCCGUGAUCUCCGACGUCUUCGCGAUCCCGUCCUCUGCUCCGCUAGACGCCCCGCCGCCCAAGGCCUUCAGAAAGCAGUCCCGGCCCCGCCCGAGAACCGACGAUGACCAGCCGAUCCCUGUUCCUCCACCAUCUCGCCCCCACAAGGAGAAGAAGGACAAGAGUGCCAAGGCCAAGAAGCGCCGCCGGGCCGAGCGCGCUGCGGAUGCCGACGGAGAGAAGUGCAGCAAGACCGACGUCACCGUCAUCGACACCAGCACCGACGGCUGGAAGGCAGCCAAGCUGCUCAUCCGCAGGGGCGACUCCUGGAAGGUCCGCGACAAGAAGCCCUCGGCAGUGUCGGAACCGGAAGAUGCCCUCGCCAAGGGCAAAAGGAGAGCUGGCCUUGUCGCCAAGCUGCAGAGAGACAAAGAGAAGGAGAAGCAGAAGGAUAAAGAAGCAACCUUAUCAGGAGACAUUCAUGCUGGUAGUGGAGAUGUGAUGAAAGAAUCUGAUGAUCCCAUUCAAACUCCGAAAAGAUCUUAGAUGUUCUGAACCAGAACCAGAAGGCCAAAUCGCAGCAAUUCUUUAUGGACUAAAUACAGGCAAGAAGUAUGGGCGAAGACAGCCCUAUAGGUGACUUGAGAGGGAAAUGAGAUCUCAUAGAGACAACAUUGUCAUUACAUUGGGAUCAACAUAUUCAGUUUUAUUAUUGCCCAAUUUAUCUUCUAGAUUGAUUCAUGUUAGAUGUUCUGUAGCUGGAAGGGGUAUCAUGUUUGUAGAUGAACCAUUGCGAAUGCGAGGUCAUCUAAAUGUUUUUUUUGUUUUGGUAGAAAAGUGCAAGCUCAUCUAAAUGUCACUGUUAGCUACUGUUGGAGUUGUUGGGGGGGGGGGGGGGGCGGUGUUUGAUUCGUUUAGUCUGUUUGGCCUUUAAGUCGUACUGCAACUCAGCUGGGUACUGUAAAUGGUAUGUUUAUAUUGGUAGCUCAGUUGCUGUACAAUUUCGUUUGGUAUUUGGCCAAGUGUUUCAUGUAAGAAUUCAAUAAUUGAUGGAACGGUAAAUGCUGUUUAUGUGAUUUCAUUUGGUGCA